AUGAAGUCUCCAAUAUGUCAGGCGCUUCGCCUCACGUCCCUCUUCUCCGCAUUUGGUUGGACAAUUGUGUCCUCAUCGUCCUCGAAGAAGACAUUCCUGUCAGAGACGCUAGUCCGCGACGGCCCGGUCCAGGAAGUGUUGGAACAUGAGCCUGUGAAGGAAAAGACUUGUCGUUCUAUGCUUACAGGUCCAAUCGAGACGACAUUAUGCGACUUCGAAACUAUGGAAAGCGUGAAUGAGCAACUGUUCUCAAAUCUUUCCGAACUGGUACACAUGCCUUUCUUCCGAUAUUUCCAAGUCGACCUAUAUCGCGAAUGUCCUUUUUGGCCAGACCAGGGCUUCUGUAAUAACCCUAGCUGCGCGAUAACCUCGGUUGACGAAAGUGAUGUUCCAGAGAAAUGGAGGGCAAAGGCAUUGAGCGAGGUUGAUCCUUCGUCAAUAGACAAACGCCAUUCACUACCGGGGUGCUAUUACCGCGACUCCGACUUUUGUUUCUUGGAUGAUAAUACAGAGGGAGACUACUUUGAUCUGCGGCUCGUUCCAGAGCGUUAUACGGGUUAUUCGGGGAAAGAUGCACAACGCGUAUGGCGCUCUAUCUACGAGGAGAACUGUUUUGGCCUCAGUGAACUCAACCUCAUGUCCUCUAAAUCCCCUGGUCUGGUCUCGCUACUAGACACGAUGGCUGAGGCUUUCCACCAAGACAACCAAGAUAGUGAUCCACAGUGCUUAGAAAAGAGGGUGUAUUACAAAGUUAUUUCUGGUUUGCAUGCAUCUAUAUCCACACAUAUUUGCCACGAAUAUCUCAAUCAGACGACUGGAGAAUGGCAUCCGAAUCUCAAAUGCUUCAUACAACGCGUAGCCUCACAUCCUGAGCGGUUACAAUACAUAUAUUUCAACACAAUUCUACUUCUUCGAGCAGUCGCGCGUCUUGGACCUUACCUUGAAGCCUUUGACUAUUGCUCUACUGGAACACAUGAAGACGAUACCCAAACCCUCAUGACAUUGUCAAAAGUCAUCGGCAUCGCAUCAAUGGUCGGUAAAUUCGACGAAUCGGUUUUAUUCCGCGGUGAAAACGCCAAUAUCGUCAAAGAGGAGUUCAAGACACAUUUCCGAAAUGUGACGCGUAUCAUGGAUUGCAUUGGCUGCGACAAGUGCAGGCUCUGGGGAAAAGUGCAAACCACAGGAAUAGCCACUGCUCUCAAAAUCUUGUUCGAGUUGGAUGAGAAGGCGCUGGAUCCUCAGUCCAACACCAAUCUCCUGCAACGCUCUGAAGUCGUCGCCUUGAUGAACACACUCUUCAGAUUCAGCGAGAGUUUGCAGGCUGUUGACACUUUCCGCAAGAUGUGGCGUGAACUGGAUGAGGCAGAGACACGACAGAUUGUCUCCGAAACGGAAAAGAUGACUGCCCCCCAAGCCAAGCACUCUCCUGUAGUUGUUCCAACGAAUUUCUUCGACGCCGCCUGCGCCCAGUCAGUAACGCUCCUACGACACUGCAAGGCAAGCAUACAAGAAAACGUCACACUGGCGAUGAAUGCCCUUGGUCAGGCAUUCAAUGCUGUGCUAUCUGCUUUCCGUCCAUCGGGCAAGGAAAGAGGGCCAGGAGGUGCAUUUGGUGAUCUUUAA
Messenger RNA from Cyclocybe aegerita, 1623 nucleotides. The record is from the annotation of a GenBank genome assembly. NCBI's taxonomy places the organism in Eukaryota, Fungi, Basidiomycota, Agaricomycetes, Agaricales, Hemipholiotaceae.